Molecule: messenger RNA, 1143 nt
Organism: Phaethon lepturus (White-tailed tropicbird)
Lineage: Eukaryota; Metazoa; Chordata; Aves; Phaethontiformes; Phaethontidae
Gene: RELL2
Product: RELT-like 2
Exons: 6
Coding region: 1-1143 (380 amino acids)
Biological process (GO): positive regulation of cell-substrate adhesion; positive regulation of p38MAPK cascade
Source: RefSeq, a predicted model, not a curated record
AUGUCAGACCAGAACAGCACCGACGAUGGGGAGUCAGACCCCCAGCACAGCCUGUCUAUGGUCUUCCUCCUUGUCCUUGUCUUCUUCAUCAUGGGGCUGGUGGGUUUCCUGGUCUGCCAUGUCCUGAAGAAGAAGGGUUACCGGUGCCGGACUUUCCGGGACGAGCUCGACCCAGAUAACAAAGAUGUGCUGGCGGAGCUCCAGGCCAAUGAAGAGGAGGAGCUGAACGAGGACACCGUGGAGAAGAUUGUGAGAUGCAUCAUCCAAAAUGAAGCAAAUGCGGAGGCCCUCAAGGAGAUGCUGGGGGACAACGAAGGCGACAUCCCAGUGCCAGUGCCCAGCCUUUGCCCUCACCGUAACAGCCAGGAUGGGGGCCCACCACAUCACCACACAGUGCAUCUGGGCUCCACACAGGCCCCCUGCAUCCACUGCAGCAAGAGGAAGAGGCACCCACUGCAUCGGCAAGGACGGUCCAAGGAUGGUAAAGGCAGGAUGCAUCCUGGAGAGACCACUGUCUUCUCAGUGGGCAGGUUUCGUGUCACACACAUCGGGAAGAAACCCACUUUCCAUGAGCAGCAGGACGUUCCCCUGCCCGACGGCAGCCGGGAGCCAAGCACGGAGGAGCUGGAGCACAGCAGCGACCGGCUCCAGAGGGAGCGGGCUCACAAUGGGACUGUCCCCGCGGGUGGCCUGCGGAACGGAGCCGUCCAGAAGGGCGCCCAGAGCAGCAAGGGUGGGGAGCAGAGCCACUCCACUACCCCAGCCCCGAACACACCGGCCAGCUCUGGCACUCGCGACAGCAGGCGGGCGGGCAAGGGGUCCGGCGUGGCAGGCUCGCUGCAGGAUGCCGGCACCGCUCCUGGGAGCGUGAGCCGCCAGAGGAAGCUCCUGAGCCAUCGGGUGCUGGGAGGGUCAAGUCCCAGCAUCCCGGGAGAGCUGGUGCAGGAAGGAGCCAGCAUCUGCCUGGAGGAGACCGGACUGGGGUCAGCAGAUGAAGUGUCGGAUAUUCACGGGAGCCUGAGUCUGCAUGAACAGGCUGACGAGUUGGGAAGAGACGGCAGCAGCAGAAAACAGCCCGGAGUGGAGGACAUGGUGCAGCAGGAGCCCAUCACCGCGGUGCAGGACCGAGGAGCAACCGUGUGA